This is a messenger RNA of Corvus hawaiiensis (hawaiian crow), 7366 nucleotides long. It is a transcript of the gene PLEKHG1, whose product is annotated as pleckstrin homology and RhoGEF domain containing G1. Lineage: Eukaryota; Metazoa; Chordata; Aves; Passeriformes; Corvidae. The transcript has 20 exons. The record is from RefSeq and is a predicted model, not a curated record. The coding region runs from base 522 to 5273 and encodes 1583 amino acids. Gene Ontology annotation, molecular function: guanyl-nucleotide exchange factor activity.
GACAAAUCUGAGUGGUUAAUCUCUCUUCCCCCCCUUUCCCAGCCUCGGGGGCUGGGGGGCGACGGAGGAGGGAGCAAGCACCAGCCCAGAGCCGGGCCAGGCCUCCCCGGGGAGGGGCUGAGGCAGCGGCUGGGCUGCGGGAGCUGCAUGGAGGAGGGGAGUUUCACAGACUCCUCUGCCCGGCCGGGAGGAGAAGGAGGAGGAGGAAGUUUGGAGAUUAAGCCGCUGCCCGGAGCUCGAGCGCACGGAGGGAGCCGGGGCGCGGCCACGGGCGCUGCGAGGGGGACACCCGGCCGGCGCCGCUGAAUGCGGGGCGGGGUAACCUCCCGCACUCCUGGCCCGCACCGUGCGCCUGGAUUUUCAGCGGGAGGAGGAGCGGUGGGCGAGGGCAGAAGACGGCGAGACGCUGCCGAAUGCCAGAGUUUCAACGGAGGAGAGGAGAAGUGACUCCAUUUUGCCCACCCUAACUGAUAUAUUGGGUGAGUGCUCUACCAGGUUUUACUAAGCCUGUGUCUGCAGAGAUGCCAGAUAAAACACCGGGUGCUACAGAGCCUGUGCCCAGAAGUGAAGAUGACUUCCACUUACCUCUUGAUGUUGUACCAGCUGUGACAGAGGCCCUUGACUCCAAGAAGAAGGGGGAAGAUUUGCACAAGGAGAGCAGGUCUUUCCGCUACUGUGAAAAAAACACCAUGGACCUGUCAGACAGUGACCGUCCUGUCAGCUUUAGUUCCACUUCCUCCUCUGCAUCCUCCAGGGACAGCCACUGCUCCUUUGGUAGCAGAAUGACCUUGGUUUCAAACAGCCACUUGGGUUUGUUUAACCAGGAUAAAGAAACGGGUGCCAUCAAGCUAGAACUGGUCCCAGCCAGGAGAUUUUCCAGCAACAAGACACGCAAAAACUCUGCUGUGGAGCAAGAGGAUCCUGAAGAAAGCCUUGAGAAAAAGCCAAGCAUGCCAAGGAAAGCAGAACCAAAAGGAGCAAGCAAAAACUGUGCAAUGUCCCUGGUCACAGAGCCCACCAGUCCGAAGCUCCUCUACGUAGACAGAGUCGUCCAAGAGAUUCUGGAGACAGAGAGGAUGUAUGUGCAGGAUCUAAAAAGCAUUGUCAAGGAUUACCUUGACUGUAUCACUGAUCAGACCAAGCUCUCCCUGGGAACAGAGGAGCGAUCGGCCCUGUUUGGAAACAUACGAGAUAUCUACCAUUUCAACAGUGAACUUCUGCAAGAUUUGGAAAACUGUGAAAAUGAUCCUGUGGCUAUAGCAGAUUGUUUUGUUUCCAAGAGUGAAGAUUUCCAUAUAUAUACACAGUACUGCACCAACUACCCAAGGUCUGUGGCUGUGCUGACAGAGUGCAUGAGGAACAAGGCACUGGCCAAGUUCUUCAGAGAGCGGCAAGAAGCACUGAAGCAUUCUCUGCCUCUGGGCUCUUACCUCUUGAAACCUGUCCAGCGCAUCCUCAAGUACCACCUGCUUUUGCACGAAAUAGAAAACCACCUUGACAAGGACACUGAAGGCUAUGAUGUGGUGCUGGAUGCCAUAGAUACCAUGCAGAGAGUGGCAUGGCAUAUAAAUGACAUGAAGAGGAAACAUGAACACGCCAUCAGGCUCCAGGAAAUACAGAGUUUGCUCACUAACUGGAAAGGGCCAGACCUCACGAGUUACGGGGAGCUGGUGUUAGAAGGAACGUUCCGCAUUCAGCGAGCCAAAAAUGAGCGCACGUUGUUCCUCUUUGACAAGAUGCUGCUAAUUACAAAAAAGAGGGAUGAAAUGUUUGCAUACAAAGCUCACAUACUGUGUGGAAACCUGAUGCUUGUUGAAGUAAUACCAAAGGAACCACUUAGCUUUAGUGUCUUCCACUACAAAAAUCCUAAGAUGCAACAUACUGUCCAGGCAAAGUCACAGCAAGACAAGCGCCUUUGGAUUCUUCACUUGAAGAGGUUAAUUCUAGAAAAUCAUCCUGCUAAAAUUCCUGCCAAGGCCAAGCAGGCAAUUCUCGAAAUGGAUGCCAUACAUCACCCAGGCUUCCACUAUAGCCCUGAGGGAGAAAUGAAAUCGUCUUACCAGCCUAAGGAAGGCACUGCUCCUCACAGAGUGAGAAGGAAAUCAGAACCCUCAUCUAGAGUCCAUAAAGUUUUGAAGUCAAAUGAUGUAAGUCCAGAUAUGCAGAAGCGGAUGGGCAUUGAAGGAGCCCUAUUAUCUCAAGCCACCAAACUAGGAUCAAGUGAAGCCUUGCUGAAUUCUAGGAAAAAGGUUUCACUGGAAUCCAGUGGGCUGGAAAGCCAGUUUCAAGAGUCUAUUGAACCGGCCUACAGUAGUGAUCAGGAUGAAAAUCUUCAGUCUUCUGCUACAGAACAGAUUGAUGCUGAUGACGAAGAAGAGUCUGAACAGUCACAGCAAAACUCACUGCAGAAAUCAAAAGGGGGAAGAAAAAGACUUAAUAGUCAAGCUGCUGAAAAUGUUGAAAAACGGAGAAGUCUCAAUCUCAAUAAAUGUGAAAUUCAGAACUCCAAGGACCCUUCAGAUGAAGAGUCCACCCAGCUGAAUACUGAUCUUCCAUUUUCCUGCACGGCUAGACAGCCGCCGUCUCCUAGACAAUUCAGCACACCCCAGAGCAACUCUCUGAUCAUGAAUAUCCUGGGGGGAAGUACCUCUGUCAGAAACAUUUGGACAGACCACCAGAUCAGGCAGGCAUUGUUUCCCAGCCGGCGCCCACCUUAUGAGAACGAAGAUGAUGAAGACGAUUAUCAGAUGUUUGUACCAUCAGCAUCUACAUCCAACACGAGUUCAGCUCCUGGUGGCGAAAGGAGGGGUUCUUCUGGGCGUCCAUGCAGCUGGCACUUGGGACAAGUGCAUCAAAACGAGACUCCCAGCCCCACUCGCCACAAAAUUGUUAGACGGGCCAGUAGUGCUGGUGAAAGCAACACACGUCCAGCCAGCACCAGGUAUAAAACAGGGGAGCAUGGUUCUCGAAGGGAAGUGAAGAUAGCAGAGGGGAGCAGUAGGAAUGCAUAUCCCGAAUCUUCAGAGGAGCUGACCAUCGAUGAUAUUGAACAUGUUUAUGAUAAUAUCAGCUAUGAAGACUUAAAGCUGAUGGGUCUGACAAGAAGGGAGGAGACACCCCAUGGUCCCCAGAGAUCUGCUAGAGACUCCCUGUAUGAGGCUGAAAGCAAAAGCAGAUCAGAUUCACCUUCCAAAAAGAGAACAUCAAAUCAAAAGAGGACCUCCAUUCAUGCUAGUCAGGAGGAGAUACUACUCAGUAAAGAAGCACCAACUUCAAGUUUGGAUGAGCUCAGGAUUGUUGAAGACAACAUCUAUGACACCAUACUGCUUCCAGAAACAUCACUAUUGAAUUUUAAAUGUGACUCCUUAAAAUCCUCUAAAAGGAGGAGUUUUUUGGAAAAAGACUUUGCAUAUUGUGACAAUCUACAACAUUUUGUUUCUGAGGAGAGCCUCCAGUUCAGUGAAGAUGAAAGUCCUUACCAUCGUGUUCCCAUUGACAAUGACUAUUUGAGUUUAGUAGAUAGCUCCUCCAACUCUGACUCGCUGUCGCAUAAGUCUGCCGCAGAUAAACUCUCAGAAGAAGUAGAUGAGAUUUGGAAUGACCUGGAGAACUACAUCAAGAAAAAUGAGGAAAAGACAAGAGACCGUGUCCUUGCAGCCUUUCCUGUUUGUAAAGAUGACAUGCAGGAAAGGCUGCAUGCUGGUAGCACACCUGAACUGAGUAAAGAUGUAGAGUACUCGCUGUCUACUCUCUCUCUGCCAGAAACUCCUAUUUUCCCUAAAACUGUGAAGCCCAGGGCUGCCACCAUAAGUGAGGCUAAUCUCAGGCUUGAAGACACUACACCAUGCAAGGAGAACUCUUUCAUGAGUUUGAACAGAUCUUCCUUCUCCAGUGAGAUGCCUUUUGUAGAUAGUCCAUAUGAACCUGCCAGUAGUGUUCUGUCCAGCGCACCUGCAGAGGGUGUGGAAAAUGACUUGGCUGUUAUGGAUAAAACAAAGAACAGAGUUUUUAUGAUGGCAAGGCAGUACAGUCAAAAAAUUAAGAAGGCUAACCAGCUUUUGAAAGUUAAAAGUCCAGAGCAGGAACAGCCAGCUAACAGACAACAGAAACUGAAACACAAAGAUCUUGCUGCUAUUCUGGAGGAGAAGAAACAAGGAGGUCCUGCUAUUGGUGCCAGAAUAGCUGAAUAUUCCCAGCUUUAUGACCAAAUUGUCUUCAGAGAGAGUACUCCUAAGGUCCAAAAGGAAGCUGGGGCCACUCCUCAGGAGCCAUCAGCUGGGAGGUUUUCCACACCCAUGGCCACAUCUCCUCCCCAUUCCCAGCCUGCCAGUGAGUGCUCAAGAGCAGAAGAUUGGCUUUUGCAUUCUACGUACAGUAAUGGCGAGCUGGCUGACUUCUCUCCAUGGCCUGAAUCCCAGGACCCAAAGUCCAAGAACUCGUACACAGAGGCUGGUACAAAAAGCAAUUCGAAGCAGUUGCCAUCAGCUGGCUCAGUGCCUUCCCUUCAGAUUUCCAACCGUUUGCAUGUCCCAGCGCAGAGGUGGAGCACCAUUAUAAGCCAACCAAACAAAGAGAACUUGCAUCAAGAUCGUGUCUAUAACUCACUGGGGAGGAGAGUAAGCAAUGUAAAACCGCAGGCAUACGGCAGGUCACAGUCCUCGUCCUCAAUUGUGGUCAACCGGUCUGGAGAAUCAAUUGUAUAUAAUAAUGAAAUUGAUAAGAAAAGGCUCCAUUUGAAUAGGAACUUUAGAUUCAACAGCCAUCAAACUCCAGGAAUUGCUUCAGGAUGUACAGGGCCGGAGAUGAGAAAGCAGAUCUCUGAAAACUGUUCAGAUAUGAUUCUGCAGGAUUCUCAAAAGGUGCUGAGAGUGAACAGAGCCUCCCCUCUGACAGCACAGAUGGCCACUCAGAACUAUUUUUUGAAUUUCAAAGAUUCUGAAGAAGGAGAAGGGGAUGAUGAUGACUACGUUGAAAUAAAGUCUGAAGAUGAGGGAUCUGACUUGGAGACUUCUCAGAACCAAACAAGGAAAUCAGAUCCUAAACUGCGUAACACAGAUGCUGUUCCUUCUGAAACAUUCUGUGGCAAAACUGUCUCCUGUACUCCUGCAAAGUCUGCCAGCAGCAAACGUGCACUUACCCCAUAUCUGACUGCAUACAGUGAUUCGGAUAAACUGAAUGAUUACCUGUGGAGAGUACCAUCUCCUAAUCAGCAGAAUAUUGUCCAGUCUUUAAGGGAAAAGUUUCAGUGUCUCAGUUCAAGUAGCUUUGCUUGAUGCUUUCAGUAAUUUCUAGCUGUACUGCCUUAUCAUGACAGAGUAUAUACUAGGACAAUCAGUACUGGCAUCAUGUAUUUCCGUAAUAUUACAGUAUCAGGCAUUGUAUCACAAUAAUAUUGUAAAUAGAUGUGAAAUGUAUCGUUUAAAAAAUGGUUUAGAAUCCUGGAUGUGAAAAAGGCCAAAUGCGCACUGUCUGGGGUCUCUAUGUAGCACAUGUGAACUUCUCAUCUCCUACUGAACCUUCACAUCUCUUCUUUGUUAGGUGUGAUACCCCCUGAUUCUUACCAUCGAACCAGGUGUGAUGCCAUUUGAUUCUUAAACCAUUUUAUCACAUGGAAACCCUGGUAUUUAGACUUUCCAGUUGGUGUCCAGUGUUCUGCAUCCAAAAUACCUGCGUGAUAUUACUCUGCUUACAUACAGGAGCAUUUAGCUGGGCAGCUGCUCCUGUGACUGUCCAGAUUUCUGAGCAGGGUUCUGGUUAUUACCCCAACAGGCUACAUGUGCAAUUGCACAUGCUUUUUGCACGUUACUUUUGCGUCAGACAGAUUCCAAGUGUGUGGGACCAAUGCAUAUGCUACAUUAUUUUAGAGCAAGCUUCUUACAUUUUAAAGAAAACCUAGUCCUAGUACUUGUGCCAGGCUGAUAGCUCUGUGUCUGAAGCCGCUUCUACUUUCUGGAACUGCGUAGGAGGCAGAAGAUGGGCAGUGGUGUCUUUUGUGUGACACAGUCCUUGCCUGGGGAGUGGUUUUGGCAUUAGAAGGGGAGCUGCACUGCUUGUGAAGAGGGCUAGACCAGUUUUGGUACCUCCAGUGAUGGUGGCGUUUGUGACAUGCAAGCAAAAUCUGAGUAUCUUGUAGAUCAGCAUCCAGCGGUCAAAAGCUGCUGUGCAGAGUUGAAGAAGCUGUGUGUUGUAUGCAGUGACCUGCUGGGCAUUUAUUCAAGUCCCAGUGUCAGUAACCCUGCGAGAGAAUGAGGCUUGGCCAGAUUCUUGGGUGAAAUACUAAUUGUGGGGCAUGUUUGGCCCAUAGAGUGGUUUGGUGAUAGUGCUGUUUGAGUGACAAGCUGCAGUCCCCAGGGCAUGCAUCUCCUGUAGCAGGAAGUGACCCUUCCUGACAGAGAGCAGUAAAAGAUACAUUUUGUAGAUCAGUCAGGGCUGACUCUAAUCCAAUUUAUGUACAAUAAAAAGUAGCUUAAAAAUGAGAAUACAUUCCAUUCUUUUGCAAAUAAUGUAUAGAAUAAAUGCUGCCAUUUAGAGCAAGGACAGGCUUUCCAAUACUACGUACUCCCCUUCAUCGUCAUUGUUGCACAGCUUUGGAUUCUGUUACUUGAAAACAUUGUACCGAAAGGAAAGCCUAGAUACAUCUACACUGAUCAUCUUGUGUCACUGUUGUUCUUUUUUGGUGCUUACAUUCUUCAGAUUACAUGGAUAAAGCCAGUACCGAGUUAAACAUAUCAAUAAACAAAGGAAUUUCAUUGAAAUACUAUUUUUACUAACCACUUAUCACUCCCCUCAGUUACAGAGCACUGUACUUCCAGAACAGCUGAUUAUUUACAACACUGGUUACCAUGAGGAAAACCUGAAGUCAUCAGUGUACAGCUAAUUACUUGUAGACUAAGAUUUGAGGACUUGAAUUUAUUAGAACCGACUAAAUUAUUUACCACACCUAUCUUGCAUUGGCUAGGAGUUGUUAUUUUGAGGGCUGGUUGGUCACGGUACUUACUAGCUCAUACCACAGGGAUACUUGUUACAGUCAGCACACCCCCUGUGAUAGGACCCCUAUCUAUCUAGUAAAAUCCGACUGAGAAAUAAUGUUGUACAUAUUUAAGACGCCGAGGUGUAGCAGAGCCCAUAUUUAUUUAAUAUAGCUUGUAAAGUAUUGUAAAUAUGGAUAGAAGGUGAAUCUGUGGGCGCACAUCUAGAUUUGUUUAAACGGCUUUAGGAGAAUGUUUAACUCGCAUCUCAUGCAAUCAAUGGAGUUGGGAGGGAGGGGAAAACAACCAACCAAUCAGAAAAAGGGACUUCUACUAGUAUUGUAACUUCUCCCAGGGACCAUUUCAUACUAUUUUUAAUAAACGUUGAGUAUGCAAAA